CACUUGCAAAAAAACGUUUGUGUGAACUAGGCCUUAGGCAAAUAUUACACCCUCGAGGGUGAUCAGAUAACAAAAGAAUCCAAAAAGUACAAGCGAACAACCUCGUCACAAGAGCUUACAUUCUAACUUAAUCAAUAUAGAAUUUUUAGGGCAAAAAAAGCAUAAAAGGUUGGAAAAACGUGGCUGCUUUCUUCCAAGAACAGCGCCCCACCUGUCCACCGGUUGUGUGCGCAUCCAGUGUGCAUCAGCAAAAAGAACAGCGCCCCACCGGUCCAUGGGUUGCACCUCGUAUUGCAGCUCGGUCUCUAUGAAGUGAUUGCGGCUAAACUGCAAUACCAGGCGUAACCCAUGGACCGCUGUUUUUAGAGAGAAAAAAAAAAUGCACGCUGGAAUACGCUAUUAAUGCAAAAAUGUUUCCGUUCUCAGAUUUUAUUUUAUUUUUUUAUCCUUUUCCUCCACUCCAGAUCGCAUGUCAUCAGAUUGCUCCUAGAUCUCUCUGCAAGGAUGUGCAGCCAAGGAGUUAAUGUGCAGAACUGUGCCCGGAACCAGCAUCCUGCAUAAGAGGCAGAGCAGGGUUGGAGGAUGCGGGAGCCCUGGACUCUGGAUAGUGGUGCAGUGUUAUGCCUCAGUGUAUUUUAAUGGAAUAUCUACUUCUGCUCUAUGGGAAAGGAGCUAAAAAUAGCCUCCGUGGGUCUCUCAGGGCUGUUCAUUCUGUGACAGUGACUUGCAGGCACCAGAUCGCAUGCAGCCUGCAACAGGGGGGGGACAUAGGAUUAUUCUGUCACACAUCCAUACACCCCAUUUCUUUAAAGCAAUACAUAGAUUUAUCCCUUUUUUUUUUUUUGCAUUAAAAAUAGCUGAAUUUUUUUUUACCCUAUCCAUUCCCCUACAAAGGGAAGUCUAUUCUUUCUCCUUUCCAGACAUGAAUUUACAGUGGGAAUAUACAAGGAUCCUUCAAGCCAAAGGAGAUGGUGUAUGGGGCGAAGCUGUGUUCCAUGCAAGCUUUGAUCUAGCAGGGAGAGAAGCUUACCAGGAAAAAAACCUGCUUGUGGAAUGUGCGGUUUCAGUCAAGUAUAACACUCGUUUCUUAGCUUAGCGGAUAGUCCAUCUGUUCCUGGACCACAAUACCAAUGAGAGACUCUACAAUGUUGCAUACAGAGGGCAGUGCCUUGCUAAAGGCGGUGUGGCAGGGGAAAUUUAGACUAACGCGCCUUUUGCUGGAGGGAGGUGCUUACAUCAAUGAAGGCAAUGCCCAAGGUGAAACACCUUUGAUGGCAGCCUGCUUAGCCAAAUACGAUGACCCCCAAAAUAAGUCCAGAAUGGUAAAAUACCUUCUGGAAAACGGGGCUGACCCAAACAUGCCUGACAAGAUGGGUAAAACGGCUUUAAUGCACGCUUGCUACAACUUGACUGGAGCCAGCGUGGUCUCUGUUUUGUUGGAACAUGGUUCAGACCCCAGUAUGAAAGACUACUCAGGCACAUCUGCUCUUAUGUAUGCCCUUAAUAAAGGUGACCGAGAAACCCUAAGGGUCCUCUUGGAUGCUUGUAAAGCUAAAGGCAAAGAGGUAAUCAUCAUAACCACUGACACUUCUCCUUCUGGGACCAAAAAGACAAAGCAGUAUCUCAACUCUCCCCCCUCACCAGGAAUUGAUGAAAAGCAAUCUCCAUCAGUAUGUAUGUCUCCCUCUGACAUUGACUUAAAAACAACUCUUUCCCCAGCAAGUGAGAAAGAAGAAGCCCGGGAUGUAUUUAACUUCAAUAUGGGUACCAGGCUGACGUGCCCUACAUCCAGCAAACUAGAGAUUAAAACCUCCGAUCACAUACCUACUAAAGGAAGGAUGGUGAACAAAAAGCAACUAAAAAGGCUAAACUCUGAGCCCUGGGGCUUAGUUGCUCCUUCAGUCUUGGCUGCAUCUCAUCUUGCAGCUCCUGCUGAGAAGCCUACCAUUGAAGCAUCUGAAGAAAAUAUCAUUACAGAAAUAAAUAACAUGUCCAUUACCAAGAGACCUUUGCUGUCUAGACGUCACAGCAUAGAGGGUCAAGAUUCAUCUUGUUUUAAGACUGGAGAGCAGUCAUCUGAGGAGGAUCCCUCAAGCCUAGACUCUUCAUGGGCUGACAAAGUCCAGUUUAGCCACCUACACCAGCCACUGUCAAGGCGCAACACAGCACCUGAGGCUCAGGAAACAUCUACUACCACCUUGGCUCCAACCAUUGGGGCAAACUUACGGGGAGUUCCUCAUCAUAAAUUGACACGUAUGGACCACUAUGAAUCAGAUUCCCACCUCUGCCCUGAUUCUAUUCCAGGUUCUCCAGACUCUGGACGUGUGUCUUUAGAAAGGCGAAAAUACAAUGCUUCUCCUCUAACGCUUUUUACUAGUUCCUCUCGUGAAUCUUUAGAGAGUAUUCCCAGCGCUGUCUCUCCUAUGACUGUCCGUCGCAGAACCCCAGGUCUUCUGGAAAGGAGAGGAUCUGGGACACUUCUUCUAGAUCAUAUAUCUCACACCAGACCAGGAUUCUUACCACCACUGAACGUUAACCUCAACCCUCCGAUUCCUGACAUCAGAUCUAAUGGCAAAGCUCCUUCACCGGUUCAUGGCAGCCAGAAGACACUGAUUCCUGUGGCCCCAAGUUCUCCCAAACACUUUGACGCCAAAGCCAAGAAGAAACUCAUAAGGAGACAUUCUAUGCAAACAGAACAAAUCAGACAACUCACCAGUUUUCAGAAUCUCUUUCCUCAAAACGAAUCUGAUAAUUAAAGAAUCUUAACCAUGGAAAACCAAUAUGGCUCUAACAUGAAGAAAAUCAAAAGUAAAUAUGUAAAUCUCCUCGUGCUUUGUAGGACCUUACAACAUUUUGGUGGCUCAUCAUCAUAUCUACAAGAAGAAGGAAUGAACAGAAAUUCGCUUCCGUUGUGAUCACCUUUUAUUUGAUCGAUUGUGUUCUCAUGAGCUUUGUGAGGUUUUUGCAUACACAUGCCGAAAUAGGGGUAGAUCUCUGAAAUGUAGCAUUUUAAAAUUUAACCAUCUAGGGGUCCUUUAAAUAAAAAUACAAUGUUCAUAUCCCAUUGGAUAAGCAAAUAACUUGUUUUUGUGUAAUUAGAGUUAAGGAAACCUGCAAAAAAAUCAUAAACUCAAACUCUACCGUUUCAGUGACUUUUGGCUUCUGAAAAUACUAAGAUGGCUUGCAUCAUCAAUUCUUAGUGUAUGUUUUAUAUAAAAAAUAUGUAAAAAACAUCUAUUGUAAAUAAUACAAAUAGAACAUGAAAUGGUCAUGAGACUAAAUAAUUCUCAUUAUUUCCAGGGUUUUAAACAGGGUCAGUCAAGAUGUUGACUUAGAGAUACCUACUUGAACGUGUUGAACAGAUGGUGCUCUACCUUAAAUCCAAACAUUGUCUUGUAGCGCCAUCUCCUGGCAAACUGAGUAGCAGGUUUUACUGUCUUUUUUUCUUGUUUUUAUUAUACAGUGACGCAUUUUGUAUAUUGUCAGCAGAGUUUGAGAGGCUUGUCGGCCAGAGCACUUACAAAAAAAUGUAUCUUCGUAAAUAUACUGAUAAUUGAAUGUAUCGUAGAGGAAUUUUUUGCUACAAAUUCCCCAAAAAGAGCUUUAGACUGGUGAAAACAUUACCAAUCAAGCACACACAGAGUAAAUAAAAAGACUAAUAGAUGUACAACAAAUUAUAUAUGAAUGUGAGAAAGGCACAUUUUAUUUUGUAGAAAACGGGAGAUAUUUUUAAAGUAUAAGUAGAUCUUAGAGCAUCCUACAGCACUUUGCCCUGCCUAAUUGUGUAUUAAUAGAAAUAUAUAAAUAUAUCUAUAUAGCUAUAUCUAGAAUGAUAGAGAUUAGGGACACACAGAUGUGGUUGUGUAAACACAUAUUUAUGUAUAUACACGCACACAUAGAUGCACAUGUGUAUGACUAAAACUAUUUCAAAGCAAUGAUAUCUACUGUUUUGGUUCUGUAUGGCACUUUUCAUCACAGGAGUCCUCAGGCCUGAUUUCCGUGCCCAUUACUGUUCCCAAAAUGUAGACACUGGUUGUAAGAUGUUUCACACUUUCCACUUUCUUUUAUUGUAAUCAUAGUAUGCUAAUAUCAAGGUAAACAGGAAAUUAAAAAAAAAAUGAUAAGAUGAGCACUGUGCCCAUUUGUUUCUGACUGGCUUUCCUUGGAGAGCAGAGCGAGUGGUGCACAGACCUGGUCAGAAACUAAGGGACACAUCGCUCUGCUGAGUGCUUCUGUGCUUCAUGUUAAUAAUUGGUGGAGGUCUCAGCACCCAGAUCUACAACGAACAAAACUUCUGACGUGUCACUAUGACAUGUCAAAUUUUUUAAAAACUUGCACACCCUCUUAAUGUAGCAGAAUAAAAAAAUAGCUUAAAGGGGUUACCCCAUGAUAAAUGAAAAUCAGACAUAAUAUAUAGGACAUGACAACCUCCUUUUUAUAAAGCUAGAAUGUCAUGGCCUCUGUGGUGUGCGUCGUGACACGGUUGCCGUGCAUGCUUUUGCCAGUGGCAACUUGUUGUGGUUGCAGCAUGUAGGUGCC
Bufo gargarizans (Asiatic toad) is the source of this 4539-nucleotide messenger RNA. RefSeq names its product ankyrin repeat domain 34A (gene ANKRD34A). The record is from RefSeq and is a predicted model, not a curated record. Lineage: Eukaryota; Metazoa; Chordata; Amphibia; Anura; Bufonidae. Gene Ontology annotation, molecular function: protein binding.